UCACACACGAGUACUGUAGACACUGCCUAAAAAAAGUAAAUAAACAUCUAAAUAGAGAUCAAUGAUCAAUAAGACAAGUAUUUAUCAAUGAUUAGAGAUCAAUACAAUUUUUUUCAGUGUAUAUUAAUUACUUAGUAAAAAAAGUCAUCACAUUAUAACGAAAAUAAGUUUUAUAUGUGAAUUUUGUUCGAUAACCCAUCAAGAUCCAUAAUGUCUUGUCCAGGAUGGUACUGUGGUCGCAUCCUGCAAGACAACGGCGAACUAAGCGACUGUGGCUCAUGCUCGAGAGGGUUUCGUAGAAACGACACAACUUUCAUUUGUGAGCCCUGCUUGGGCAGCCCCAGUCUCUAUGACUGGUUAUACUUGGGAUUCAUGGUCCUGAUGGUGCUGAUACUGCACUGGUUCUUUAUCGACAUGGUUUCUAUGAGGCGCAGUUUUAGCAAAAAUGUUUUAUGUCUCCACAUAACUGCUUUCUUUGAGGUGCUUAUAUCAAGCAUUUUGGCUCUUUUGGCCACAAAUCCUGUGGGGGAGUUAACAAUUAACAGUUGUGGGACUCGUUAUUUGGCUGACUGGUAUACUUUACUGCACAAUCCACAGCCAAAUUAUGAGGAUAAAGUUUAUUGUACUCAGGAGGCAGUGUACCCCUUAUAUACAAUAAUUUUUUUGUUUUACACUCUUUCAUUACUGCUAAUGUUGCUUAUAAGGCCAUGGGUGUGCAGGAAAUGCCUCCCAAGGCAAGGCAAAAUGUCCAUAUAUGCUGCCAUGUAUUUUAUUCCAAUACUGAUAUUGAUUCAUGCAGUAGUAGGAGGCCUAAUAUAUUAUUCUUUUCCAUAUCUUAUUGUGGUGAUCUCAGUGAUAUCUUGUGCUGCACAUUUUGCUGUGAGAAUUGAACAGACUGUUUCAGCUUUAAUUAAGUCAACAGUGACCCAGCCCAGGAAUGUGGUGAUUGUUUUGGGUCAUUGGGGUCUUCAUGCUUAUGGAAUUAUUUCAUUAACCCAAAUGCAAGACCCUUUGAUGAAUGGAUUGUUAUUAUUGCUAGUUCCACUUCCGGCUGUAUUUUAUAUUUUCACAGCCAGGUUUACUGAUCCCACUAUGUUCUAUUUAUAGCACAUACACAAUUGUAAAACCACCAGGGUGAAAGAUAAUUCUGGUAAUUAUGUUUUAACUUAUACAUUUGGCACUAACAGGAUAAACUUGUCUCGAGUGGACAAUUGCAGGAGCCCCAGGUCUGAGUUAAGGAACAGCGAGUUUUUAGAUGUGUUUGGGGGGAAUUACGAGGAGGAAAUGAUUUUUGGAUGAAAGUAAUUUAAGGUUAAAUUUUGUAUAUAUUUAUUAGAAAAAAAGUUUUGUUUUAAUUCAA
Molecule: messenger RNA, 1360 nt
Organism: Anthonomus grandis grandis
Lineage: Eukaryota; Metazoa; Arthropoda; Insecta; Coleoptera; Curculionidae
Product: JNK1/MAPK8-associated membrane protein
Exons: 5
Coding region: 211-1107 (298 amino acids)
Biological process (GO): response to unfolded protein
Cellular component (GO): membrane
Molecular function (GO): ubiquitin protein ligase binding
Source: RefSeq, a predicted model, not a curated record